Messenger RNA from Camellia sinensis, 1108 nucleotides. The record is from RefSeq and is a predicted model, not a curated record. Lineage: Eukaryota; Viridiplantae; Streptophyta; Magnoliopsida; Ericales; Theaceae.
CCAGACAAGGAUUCAUAGAGAGACAGGAGCUAAUGAGAAAUGGAUGCGCAAUUUCGUUGGCUUUGAUUGAGGGAUCCAACUUUGGCCAAACAUCUUUGCUGAAAAAAGAAAAAACCAAAGAAAUGGUGAGUCAUUACAUACAUGAAGAUGUGAUGGUUGAGAUUCUUGUAAAAUUACCAGUCAAAUCUUUGUUGCGAUUUAAGUGUGUCUCCAAAUCUUGGUCCUCUCUCAUUACAAAUCCCAGUUUCAUAGCCAAGCAUCUCAAUAACAGUAACAAGAAGGAAAAUGGUUGCCUCUUCGUUCAUAGCAUUGAACCCAAAGAUGCAAAUAACUUUCCUAGAAAAUAUACCUUUGCUGUGUGUCGUGACAAAUCCCUCACAGUUCCAGUAUUUGAAUAUCUUGGUCUAAAGUUGAAUGCAAAAGUGCGUGUUAUGGGUCCUUGUAACGGGAUUUUUUGCCUCUUAACCAAUUGGGAUUCUGUAGCUCUAUGGAACCCAGCGAACAGAGAAUCCAGAGCUCUUCCUAUAUUAACACGACACAAACAUUCCCCAACUCCAUUCCUCCAAGAAUGGAACUCGAGAGAAAUGCUUUUGGGUUUGGGAUGGAUCCUUUCACUGGUGAUUAUAAAGUGGUUUCAAUUAGGAUGUACAACCGGGGUUCCAGCCUUGAUGAUGAUAUUCAUCCAUCAAGUUACCCUAAACACAUUGCUAUAUAUUCAUUGCGUGAUGAUUCUUGGAGAGAUUUCGAGGGUUUUUUUCCAGAAUGUAGUGUUUCUCCCAUUUCUAAGUUCUACACUUACAUGGAUGGAGUUUACUACUGGAGUGCAUGUAAUAAAAAUCAUGAUGCUACGAAACUCUCAUUUCAUAUGGGCUACGAGGUGUUUCAAAAUAUAUUGGAGCAGGAUGAACCGGUGCCGUUCAAAGGGAUACCAGAGCUAGGUUGCCCUCACCCAGGAACUAAUCUUGUCGGACAUUAUUUUGGAGUCUACAAUGGCUCUCUUGCUUGGAUACAAUCUUAUCCAACACAUUACGUGGCACCAAACGUUUUCAACAUUUGGGUAUUGAAAGAAGAACGUCGGACAAGAGAAUUAAUAGCUGGACCUUUUGAA